AUGCGUCUCUCCACAUUUCUCACCGCGGUCGUGGCUGGUACGGCAGUAUCUGUGGCCUUGCCUCAAUCUAGCGACGUCUCAUCCGAUUCCUCGCGCCUGCUGCCUGGCUUUCCCGGUUUCAACUUCCCCAAGCCUCUCGUCAGCUCCAUUGUGCUCAGAAACCUGAUCACCCGCCGAGACUUGAGCUCCAAGGCCCAGACUUUGCAGCGCUUUGCUGACGCAUCUCCAGGCAGAAACCGUGUAUUCGGAAGUCCCGGCCACAAUGCUACGGUCAACUGGCUCUACGAUGAACUCGUCAAGCUGGACGCCUACGAUGUGUAUUUGCAACCCUUUACAGAGACCUACGCUGAGAACAGUGCCAAAGUUACGGUCGAUGCGGUAGACCAAGGCGCUGGUCCCUUCACAUAUGCUCCAGGCGGUCAGGUGACCGAGCAGCUCGUGCAAGUUGCCAAUGUCGGUUGCGCAGCAUCCGACUUUCCUGCAGCCGUCUCGGGCAAGAUUGCGCUCAUUUCGCGAGGAACUUGCCCUUUCGCUAGCAAAGUCGGACUUGCAGGCGCCGCCGGUGCCAGAGCAGCUUUGAUCUACAACAACGCCGACGGUGCGCUUUCCGGCACACUGGGUGGUACCUCUACGCCCGAGGGCCCUUACGUUCCAGUCGCUUCUCUUGACAAGGCCAGAGGCGAUGCACUUGUCGCAAGACUGGCCGCUGGAGAGACCGUCACGGCUGCUCUCGACAUCGUCGGAAUCACCGAGGACCGCGAAACCUACAACGUCAUUGCUCAAACGCGCACAGGUGACCCCAACGAGGUCUACUUUGUAGGAAGCCACACCGACAGCGUCAUUGCAGGACCCGGGAUCAACGACAAUGGUUCAGGCACCAUCUCCCUCCUCACCAUCGCCCAGAAGCUCAAGAAUUUCAGGACCAACAAGGCGAUCCGUUUCGGUUUCUGGUCUGCCGAAGAAUUCGGCCUGCUCGGUGCCGAGCACUACGUGAGGACGUUGUCGACUGAAGAGCGCAACAAGAUCCGCGUUUACGGCAACUUUGACAUGGUCGCCUCGCCAAACUACGUUUACGGCGUCUACGAUGGAUCUGGAAGAGCCUUCAACAUCACAGGACCAGCCGGCUCCACUGAAGGGCAAGACCUGCUGCAGAAUUACUUCCGUUCCCAGCGCCUCAACACUGUUCCUAGCGGAUUUGACGGCCGCUCCGACUACGGACCUUUCUUGGAGGCCAACAUUGCCUGCCUCGGUCUCUUUACCGGCGCCGAGGAACUCAAGACCGAGGAAGAGGCCAGGCUUUUCGGCGGACAAGCCGGCGUUGCACUCGAUGCCAACUACCACAAAGCUGGCGACGACAUCAACAACCUCAACUACGACGCCUUCCUCGCAAACGCCAAAGCCAUCGCCCACACCAUCGCCACGUACGGAAGAGGCUUCCAGUCCCUGCCGCCCAAGGAACAAGCCGUGCCUCAACCUCAGCUUCGAGUUGCGAACGCUCAGCAUGCUCACAAGGGCAGCAUCAAGAGAUGCGGAGAGACUCUGCUCGAGGCAUGAACGGCUUUAUAAGCUUCAUCCCCUUCCCGAUUUGUCGCUAC
This is a messenger RNA of Ceraceosorus guamensis, 1595 nucleotides long. Its product is annotated as Zn-dependent exopeptidase. The record is from RefSeq and is a predicted model, not a curated record. Gene Ontology annotation, biological process: proteolysis. Lineage: Eukaryota; Fungi; Basidiomycota; Exobasidiomycetes; Ceraceosorales; Ceraceosoraceae. Gene Ontology annotation, molecular function: metalloexopeptidase activity; aminopeptidase activity. The transcript is spliced from 5 exons. The coding region runs from base 1 to 1554 and encodes 517 amino acids.